Ziziphus jujuba (common jujube) is the source of this 1502-nucleotide messenger RNA. Its product is annotated as 2-methyl-6-phytyl-1,4-hydroquinone methyltransferase, chloroplastic. The transcript is spliced from 3 exons. Lineage: Eukaryota; Viridiplantae; Streptophyta; Magnoliopsida; Rosales; Rhamnaceae. The record is from RefSeq and is a predicted model, not a curated record. Bases 191 to 1186 code for a protein of 331 amino acids. Gene Ontology annotation, molecular function: 2-methyl-6-phytyl-1,4-benzoquinone methyltransferase activity. Gene Ontology annotation, biological process: methylation.
UAUAAUUGAGUGGAGUUGAAAGCAGAGCAAGUACAUGAAGCUGAAGCAAAAAUGGUGUGAGGAGUUUCAAUCUUGAUCUUCACACUGGGCAGCCUUUGCCCAAUAAAUUUCGUUAAUUUCUUCAUCUGGGUGGUCUCUACAAUAAGAAAGUACCGGUCUUUAUUUGGUGCAUUUGUUUGUUUCUUCUUCAAUGGCUAAUUCAAUUCUCAAUGGAGCUGAAAAUCUCAAUCUCAUCUCUGGGAUAAAUUUUCAUCAAUCAUGUUUUCUCAAAAAGGGUUUAGUUCCCUAUAGUAGUAGGAAUUACAAAACCAAAAGCUUUGUACCCAGAUGCAGUAUGUCAUCCGCAAGGCCAGCUUCUCAACCCAGGUUCAUACAGCACAAGAAAGAGGCAUUUUGGUUCUACAGAUUCCUCUCCAUAGUCUAUGAUCAUGUCAUAAACCCUGGACACUGGACUGAGGAUAUGAGAGAUGAAGCACUUGAGCCUGCUGAUCUUUACGAUAGGAAUAUGAGAGUUGUAGAUGUUGGUGGUGGAACGGGGUUCACAACACUUGGAAUAGUUAAGCAUGUUGAUGCUAAAAAUGUUACAAUUCUUGACCAAUCCCCUCACCAGCUUGCCAAGGCUAAGCAAAAAGAAGCCUUGAAGGACUGCAAGAUAAUUGAAGGGGAUGCAGAGGAUUUGCCAUUUCCAACCGAUUAUGCUGAUCGUUAUGUCUCAGCUGGAAGUAUUGAGUACUGGCCAGAUCCACAGCGUGGAAUCAAAGAAGCGUAUAGGGUAUUGAGAAUAGGAGGGAAAGCUUGUGUUAUAGGUCCUGUGUAUCCAACCUUUUGGCUGUCUCAGUUUUUUGCUGACAUUUGGAUGCUUUUCCCUAAGGAGGAAGAGUACAUUGAAUGGUUUAAAAAGGCUGGUUUUAAAGAUGUUAAACUGAAAAGGAUUGGUCCAAAAUGGUACCGUGGAGUCCGAAGGCAUGGCUUGAUUAUGGGUUGCUCUGUAACUGGUGUAAAACCCUUAUCUGGCGACUCCCCUCUUCAGCUUGGUCCAAAGGCAGAGGAUGUCCAGAAACCUGUUAAUCCAUUUGUGUUCUUUUCCCGGUUUAUUGUUGGAGCUAUUGCUGCUGCUUACUUUGUGCUGAUUCCAAUUUACAUGUGGAUCAAAGAUAAAAUUGUUCCAAAGGGCAUUCCAAUCUAAAAUCAGAGGAAGAUAAUUGGAAAAAUGAUUAUCACCAUUUUCCUAUAUCCAAGUGACUGCUCUUGAUGCCUAAUUUCUUAGUUCAAGCCUCUAUACCAUGAGGGAUUAGAUAUUUUACUCCUCCAGUAUUUAAAUAUGCCCUGGCGGACUUUGUAACAUAUUUUUUUUCACUCUCUCUAUCUUUUCUUGUAAAAAAUAACCUUAUUUUGGACUUUUGCUCUCUGGAUCAUAAAGUGAUUGUGAUGCUUUUGUGUGUUAUACACAUAGGUCUUGUAUAAAAUGGUGAAGUAAUUUGAUCAAACUUCAUUUUCUGUAA